Plasmodium fragile is the source of this 1173-nucleotide messenger RNA. RefSeq lists its product as uncharacterized. Bases 1 to 1173 code for a protein of 390 amino acids. Lineage: Eukaryota; Apicomplexa; Aconoidasida; Haemosporida; Plasmodiidae. The record is from RefSeq and is a predicted model, not a curated record. The transcript has 2 exons.
AUGUCCCACAGCACAGACGUCCCGCUUACCCUGUACACAAGGGUAGAAAUUGAGAAACCAUUGCGUACCCCUAAUCAGAACUAUUAUGUGUCCAAACCCCACAAUCCUCAUAUGCCUAGAGUUGGUAACAGUCAUCGCGGACGCUUCCCUAGUUAUUAUGUAGAAAAUGAACAUUAUAAUAAUGGGGAAAGUUCUCAUAGGAUGGAAUCAAAAAUCGCUCAAAAUCCUAAACCAGAAGUAGUUAAAACGGAGAAAGUUGACCAUAGUGCGAAUAAGCUGGGCACUACGAACAACAUGUUGAGUUUUUUCCAAGCGGUCAUGAUUAUCGUUCUUUUGAUGCGAUUAGGCAGGAAUACAUCCGAGAGACUCAGGAAGAAGCACGAAGCAAGGAAGAAACUAUUAAAAUUCCUGGACAACGAGAACAAAAAAAUUAGAAUUGAUGAUAAAUUGAUGGCAGAGAAGUGCAAGAAAUUGGAGGAGAAAAUAAAAAAGGAAGAAGAAAAGAUGGAAUUAAAAUGGAAAGAGAUAAGAGCAAAACUCAAGUUAAAAAUGAAAACAAAGCCAUCAAAAAACCAUUUUCCUGGUAUAGGUCCAUUCUACGACAAAGACAAAAGACGUUUGGAUCGUAGAAUGAACGCUGUAGAUAUCAAGUAUGAGAAGUAUAAAUUGAAGAAGAAGAAGCGAUGGUGUGCCAUGAAAGCAGCCUAUCAUAAGAAACUCAGGAAGUUGCAAAGAAAACAGGAGAACAGAAAACAGAGGAAGUGUAAACGGAUGUUUGUAUUUGAAAGGGAUUGGAAUUUUGGACCCUCAUCAAUCAAAAAGUACAUAAACCAGAGAGAGGAUGAUUAUAAAAAUGAUGAUAGGUAUUAUAGGAAAUUAAAGGUAGAUCAAAAAGCGGCAGAUAAGGCAAAAGAAGAAGCGGAAAAAAAGGCAAAAGAAGAAGCGGAAAAAAAGGCACAAGAAGAAGCGGAAAAAAAGGCAAAAGAAGAAGCGGAAAAAAAGGCACAAGAAGAAGCGGAAAAAAAGGCAAAAGAAGAAGCGGAAAAAAAGGCAAAAGAAAAAAUGAUGCAGGAAGAAUUCGAUGCGGAAUAUGAAUACUAUGUUGAUGAUGACUAUGAUGGGUAUGGUGAUCAUGUGGUCUAUUAUUUCAUAAAUUCCGAUGAUGAUUAUUAG